Messenger RNA from Stereum hirsutum FP-91666 SS1, 1881 nucleotides. Its product is annotated as chondroitin AC/alginate lyase. Gene Ontology annotation, molecular function: lyase activity. NCBI's taxonomy places the organism in Eukaryota, Fungi, Basidiomycota, Agaricomycetes, Russulales, Stereaceae. The record is from RefSeq and is a predicted model, not a curated record. The coding region runs from base 1 to 1881 and encodes 626 amino acids. Gene Ontology annotation, cellular component: periplasmic space. The transcript is spliced from 8 exons.
AUGAAGUAUUUACUCGCAUCGGCUCUCCUCUUGGUUGCCCUUGAAACAUCACUCGCCGAUCCGAACGACUGGGUGAAUAUCGAGUACGUUGUGGCUCAAGGCAAGAACGGGGCGCCAGCAACUGCCGAUGCUCGUCGGACUAUCGCGAACGGGGCAAAGGCGAAUUCGAAGGACGGACCGUGGAGUGUCGCUAAGAACGCUAAGAAUACACCUCCCAGUGGUGAUCCGCACGAUUACCUGAGUUGGGCUCCAUACCACUGGCCAAACUGCAACUGGUGCUCCAACAAAGGUGGAAACCAGCACAUCACAAACCCGUCCGACGGAGACGGCUUCGAUUCUUCCGAUCCCGAUUAUUACAAUGGUCCCGGAGAUUGGGGCGACUAUCCGGAUGAUGAGGGAGACGGCAUGCAGCAGGACUAUUCCCUCCCACCUUUGCUACAACGACGCAUGGUCCGCGUUCGACGAGACUCCGUCCUCCCUUCUGUGGACGUCAGCUCUGAUAUACCAGUAGCAACGGGAACGCCUACUUCCUCUCUGUCCACCAGCUCCACGACAUCAGAAACGGCCUCAACAACUAAUCCCGCCUACGAUAACACCCCUAUGCAAGCUAAGAAAAGCCCGACGCCAAGUUCAAAAUGCACUCCCUCUCCGACCAAGUCGUUGGCACCUAGCGCGACUUGGACAACAUGCCCUUAUGUCGUUCGCGAUGGGCAAGUGAACCCCGACGUCCGAACCCUGACAGCCGGUCCAGCUUUAACAGACAUGACCCAAAGCGUCCUCUACAACGCCUUUGCACAUGCUCUGCAAGCUGGGGGAGCAGCCUCGGCAACCUCUGUCUACGCUCAACGUGCCGUUAACGCUCUCACGGCGUUCUUCAUCGACUCCAAUACUGCCAUACACCCCAAUGUCAACUUCGGACAAAUAGUGCGCGGACCGGGACCAAGCGGCAAGGAGGGGACAUUUACCGGCAUAUUGGAUCUGCGGGGGAUGGUCCGGGUCAUCAACGCUAUCCAGGUCCUGAAAGCUACCGCUGGGACAACGUGGACGGCAGAGCAGGAUAAGGGUAUGAAAGCAUGGGUGACAAAGUACGUUCAAUGGUUGGAGACCGACAAGCAAGCUCAGAAAGCUGCGGAUAGUCCCAAUAAUCACGGAUCAUUCUUCGUCAACCAAAUUGCGCCGUUGAAAUUAUACCUGGGAGAUACGCAAGGAGCUGCUCAAGCAGUGAAGCUCUACUUCUCUGGCAAGUUCCAAGAUCAGAUUGCCCAGUCCGGCGAACAACCCUUCGAGGCCGUUCGUACCAGGCCAUACCAUUACCGGGCCUUCAACUUAGAAGCGAUGAUUACCAACGCGAAGGUCGGCGAUGAACUUGGCUUGAAUUUCUGGACCACGAAGUCAAAGCACGGCGCCACGAUUCAAACUGCCGUCGACUUCCUCAUUGCCCAAAACCCCAAGAAAGAGGACCCUCUCGACGCCGUUCCUCACGUUGCAGCGGUCGCAGCCGCCUAUGGUGACCCCAGCGGGAAAUACGCCGCCUUCCUUAAACGCACCCAGAGCAACUAUCAACAACGACCGUACUGGUUCUACGAUCAGAGCUCGGCUUUCAAGACGGCGCCCGCGACGAAGAAGAAGAGGAUGGUGUUUGAUGCUGUAGCUCCACCCGUGGGCAUGAUGGAGACGGGGAUGUUUUCGACGGAGAUGCUUGGGGUGAAUGGGACGGUCGUCGAUUAUGACGAGGGAAAUGCUGGAUAUGACGCCGCCGAUGCCCCAGUUCUAUCUUUCGAGUGUCCUGCAGCAUUCGCGGACGCGACUUCGGUGGAGAUUGACGAUGGGAUUUUCGUUACCUGCGAGGAGCUGGAGCCGUUUUAUAAUCUGGGCUUAUAA